Messenger RNA from Raphanus sativus (radish), 2330 nucleotides. Its product is annotated as putative receptor-like protein kinase At1g80870. Gene Ontology annotation, molecular function: ATP binding; protein kinase activity. The record is from RefSeq and is a predicted model, not a curated record. The coding region runs from base 98 to 2143 and encodes 681 amino acids. The transcript has a single exon. Lineage: Eukaryota; Viridiplantae; Streptophyta; Magnoliopsida; Brassicales; Brassicaceae. Gene Ontology annotation, biological process: protein phosphorylation.
AGUCUAGAGACAUUUUCAACGACUAGAUUCAGCAGAGAUAACCGAAUGUUCAGAAUCAAAUUGCAAAGAAACAGAGAAGAGAGAGAGAGAGAGAGAGAUGCCUUCAAGACAAAACCCAAUCCUCCGACCAAAACCAUUCAACAACAACAGAACAAGAGCUCUCUUCUUGAUCCUCACAGUCUCAUCCUCUCUCCUCAUCUUCUUCGCACUCAUCUACUUCAUCUACCACCUCUGGUCAUCUCUCCUCAACCGCUGCUCAAGAACCAUCCCUUUCUUCGACGUCGCCGCCGACGCCUCCUCCUCGUCGUCACCGUCGUCAAAGCUCCAGCUCUUCUCUUACAAAGAGCUCAAGCUAGCGACCAACGACUUCGACGAAGCCAACGUGAUCGGCAAGGGCGGCUCGGGGACAGUCUUCAGAGGCAUCACGAGAGACGGGAAGCUCUUCGCGGUGAAGAGACUCGACAGCCUCUCUCUCCAGUCAGAGGCCGAGUUUCAGAACGAGCUGCAGAUCCUGGGAGGGCUAAAAUCGUCUUUUCUCGUGACCCUUUUGGGCUACUGCUUCGACGAGAAGGAUCACCACCACCACAGGUUCUUGGUUUACGAGUAUAUGCCCAACAAGAGUCUCCAAGAGCUUCUUUUUAAUGAAGAUGGUGGUGGCUCGUGCUUGAGCUGGGAGAGGAGGUUUAGUAUCGUUCUCGACGUUGCGAAAGCGCUCGAGUUUAUGCAUUUCGGGUGUGACCCACCGGUGAUUCAUGGAGAUAUUAAGCCGAGUAAUGUCCUUCUUGAUUGUGAGUUUAGGGCAAAGAUCUCGGACUUUGGUUUGUCUAGAGUGAAAGUGGAGGAGGAAGGAGGUUAUGGGGUUGGUGUUGAUCUGUUCAGUCAAGAGCUUUCUGAGAGCACUCCUCAGACAGGCGUUGGUACUCCAACGCAUCAUCAUGAGGUUGUUGAUUUCUCUCUUGCUCUGCAAGCUUCCUCGUCUUCCAAGAACAGCAGGACGAGCCGUAACAUCAAGGCGAUGAACUUAGCUAUGGAGGAAGGCGAGGGGAGAGGAAAAGAGGUUGAGGAGAAUGAGGAGAUGAAUGUGAGUCCUAACUCGGUUCUUGAUUUGGGGAAGCAAUGGGGGAGAGAUUGGUGGUGGAAGCAAGAGGGAAGUGGUGAGUUGUGUAGUAAAGAUUACGUCAGGGAAUGGAUAGGGAGUCAGAUUCACAACAACACCGAGGAGAAUCCGGAUUGGGAUAAUGAUGAGAAGAAGAUCACCAUUAGCACUACUCCUGAGCUGGGAGUUUCUACUAGGACAGUAGAUAAAGCAGAGUCUGGUCUGAAUGAAUCUAGGUUUGAUACUCUGCAAGAGAAGUUUGCAGAGGAAGAGACACACAAAAAAUCGAAAAAGCAUAGGAACAUGGAGGAAUGGUGGAAAGAGGAAGAACAUAACAACAAAAACAAGAUCAGAGUCUUGAGAGUCAAGUUCAAGAACCGUCUAAGAGUCCCACAUUUUCGUUACUGCUUCCACGGUAAAGGCGAAAACACCGUGGAAGACCGAGGAGAAGGAGGAGAAGCAGCUGCUGGAGAGUUCAGCUUCAGAAGAGGAUGGAGAAGGAAAAGCAGCAGCAGCAGCAACAACAAGAACAAGAAGAAGAACAAAUCAAUAGGGAGCGAGAUGUGGAGUGGAGACUUGUUCAGCAGAGAGCUAAGCAGCACUACGAGCAUGAGAGGGACAUUGUGUUACAUAGCGCCAGAGUACGGAGGAGGAGGUUGCUGUUACUUGAUGGAGAAAGGAGAUAUCUACAGCUUCGGAGUACUGAUUCUAGUGAUCAUCUCAGGUAGGAGGCCUUUGCACGUCCUUGCAUCGCCGAUGAAGCUUGAGAAAGCCAACUUGGUGAGCUGGUGUAGGCAGUUGGCUCAGUCAGGGAACGUUCUUGAGCUGGUGGACGAGAGAUUGAAGGAUUUGUAUAACAAGGAAGAAGCAGGACUGUGCAUUAACUUGGCUUUGGCUUGUCUGCAGAAAGCGCCUGAGUUAAGGCCUGAUAUUAGUGAAGUUGUGAGGAUCUUGAGAGGUGAAAUGGAGAUUUCAGCAGCUGCUUUCGAGUUUUCGCCAUCGCCUCCUGCAAAAAUUUAUGGCAGUAGAUCAAAGCGGAGAAGCUAAAACAGAGAGAGCAUUGCAGAGUAUUAUUAGUUCUGAUUUUUAUGUUGGUGUUUCCUUUCUGAAAAUUGUUUGAGUGUAACUUAAAAAGAGGGUUCUAUUGAGAAUUGUGCUAUGUUGUAAUGUUUGUAAACUCCAUCAAAACGCAGAAGAAUGUAUAUCAAAAUCAUAGUUCAGCUGCAGUUUCUAA